UCCUGCAGGUGGGAAGGGAGCUGGAGUGUCUGCGUGAGGUUUUUGUGGGUUUAAUCUGAUUCCCUUCAUCAGACUCGGCUAAGAUAAGAGGAGGUGGAGGAAUGCUGGAGGGCCCGGUGCAGACCCGCUCUUAAACCCCAGCAGAGAGCCAUGUCUGGCCCUGACUCCUGUGUGUCGUGCUCCACAAUAAGCUUCUAGAGAUGGACAGCUUGUCUCGUGAGUCUGACUUUCAGCAGAACGGACACUGCUGGAGUCCAGAUGUGUCUCCUGGGACGGUUGUGGAUUUUAAAGAUGCUUUUGGAGUGACUAUAAAACAGUGCGACCCUGCAGCACCUGAGCAGCACCUCGCAGCGAYGUCCUGCCCUGCGCCCGUGAGCCCAUCAGAGGACGUGCUGAGGGUCGUGAAGCACAAACCCAGCGCCAUCGUGUUCUGUGACUACGCCUGCAGCGCUGACAGCCAGGUGCUCAGUGUCAACGAGAGCUCUGAUGGGGCCUCCUCCUCCUCCUCCACGUCUAAAGGAGAGGAGAGUGAUUAUGAUGAUGAUGAAUUUCCUGAGGCGUUACAAUACAGGGAAUUCCUGGUGAGUCGCCAUCGUCGAAGCCUGAGCAGGAACAGAAAGUGCACGAGGAGGAGGCCGGAUGUCCUGCUCCACGGCAGCAGCAAGAGCAAAGCUGAGUUCACAGGAAGCAGGGAGGAAGAGGAGGAUCAGCAGGCGUGUGACUCCAUGACCUUGCUAAUGAAAAAGUUGGAUCACCUCAACGACGGAAACCAAGAAGUCCAGACUGCUGCGUCCUGCUCCUCACACGUAGCAGGUGCUGACGAGGAGCAGCAGAGCAACACAGUUGUCAUAAGCAGGAUGGUGAGCCGGGUCAGUCAGGACCACGGGGUCUACAGAAGUCCAGAAAAACCGGAACCGUUCACCAGGAGUCGCCUGCGACCCCUGACCCGCAGCAAACCGCUGACCCGCUCCUCCCUCUCGUCCCCUGCACACCUCCAGGCUCGACGUGCCAGGGUUGCUGCAAAGAUGACCCGUGGAUCAGCAGAGAUUGAGGCGAAGGAAGCUUGUGAUUGGCUUCGAGCGGCGGGAUUUCCACAAUAUGCACAGCUCUAUGAAGAUUCCCAGUUUCCAAUCGAUAUUUCCUCAGUCAAAAGGGACCACGACUUCCUGGACCGGGAUCUGGUUGAGCCGUUGUGUCGACGUUUAAAUACUCUGAACAAGUGCGCCUCCAUGAAACUUGAUAUCAGUCAUCCUAAGAAGAAAAGCGAUGACUCAGAUGAAGAUGACCCACUGGCCAUCAGUAAAAGGUGGACGUUUGAGUGGAGCAGUCGACGCUGGUCUCGCUUACAAGACAUCCUGUCAGACAGCACCAAUGAGAGCAGUCCAACAGGUCAGGGGGAGGGUCUUCACAGCACGGUGAGCAGCGAGAGCGUUCUAACGGACCUGAGCGAGCAGGAGAUCACAGAAACCUCCUCGCUCCACAGCGAAGACUCCGCCUCUGCUUUGCCCGACUCAGUAUCCAUGGCGUCCCUCUCCGCUUCCUACCAGCCRCCGAGGGAACUUCCACAUUACAACUCCCUGCCAAUCAAAGGCAAUCGCCACAGGCAAGGAGGGCGGAAUAAAGCCAAAGAGUUUCUGCGCCGAAUGGAACUAAUGCGCACUUGGGGUCCAUCGACAAGGAGGAAAAGCUCAAGUCGGAGGCCACCACUGGUCAUCAGCGGGCCGGUGUUGCAGGGGGAGGAGCCUCAGGCACUUCAGAUGCUUCAAUGCACUCCAAUCAGCCAAUUACAAAGUAGUCCAAAAGACAACAAUCAAGAUGACGGUGAUGAUUCCUCUGUUUUUGUUAAUGACGACAGUAAAGACCAAAUUACGAGUGUGAGCCCCAGCAAUGAGGCAACACUUCUUAAUGUUCAGGAACCUGCAUGCACAAAACCCCGCACUGCCAGCAAGAGAAGCAGCAUGUAUCUGGAGGACAUGGAGUUACCUUCUCAGGGUAAGAGGACUGAAGGGCAGAGCCACUUUGGUAGAAACCACUUCCAUUCAUAUGAAAACCUCCUCAUUCACAUCCCCAAAGACCAUAAACCGGGCACUUUUCCCAAAGCCCUGUCCAUAGAAAGCCUGGCACCUUCUCCCAGCGACAGCAACAAUGGCCCCCAGUCGUGUGCUCAAACAGAAAAUGGCCCGGGCAAGCCCUGGUCCGGUAAACUGUUGUCAAAACCAGGUUGUCCUGCAGCUCCACGGGGCAGCAGGGUGAGCGUCUACGACAACGUACCAGGCUCACACCUGUACGCCAGCACUGGAGACCUGUUGGACCUGGAGAAAGAGGACAACCUUUUUCCUCACCUGGACGACAUCAUCCAGCACGUCAGUGGUUUGCAGCAGAUAGUGGACCACUGGAGCCGCAAUGUGCUGCCUGAGGGGGAAACAGGGGAGGAAGAAGGGGAGGGCAGGACCACCCCCAGCGAAGGUGAGCGGGACGGGGUCUCUUUAAACGACACAGAUUCAACGGGGACCAGUCGGGAGAGACGGGACUCUGGAGUCGGGGCCUCCCUCACCAGACCUCGUCUACGAUGGCCCAGUUUCCGAACCUCAGAUCAUCUCAACCAGCCAGCAUCUUCCCUGCAGAUCAGCAGCCAGUCAGCAGGCCAGCUGAGCCUGCUGCAGAAGUUUUCUUUGCUUCACCUCACCGCCAUCAUGGAGAAAUACUCGAUGUCGAACAAACACGGCUGGUCGUGGUCUGUGCCAAAGUUUAUGAAGCGUAUGAAGGUGCCAGACUACAAAGAGAAGAGUGUGUUUGGUGUUCCCCUUAUUGUCCAUGUCCAGCGCUGUGGGUUUCCUCUCCCCCUGUGUUUACAGCAAGCCCUCUGCCACCUCAGAACUCACUGUCUGGACCAGGUGGGUUUGUUCCGUAAAUCUGGCGUGAAGUCUCGCAUUCAGGCUCUGAGGCAGCAGUGUGAGUUCAGUCCCGAUUAUGUGAGCUACGAGGACCAGUCGGCUUACGACGUGGCCGACAUGGUCAAGCAGUUCUUCAGGGAUCUGCCCGAGCCCCUGCUUACGAGCAAGCUGGGGGAAACCUUCCUGCAUAUUUACCAGUAUGUUCCUAAGGAACAGAGGUUGCAGGCGGUCAGAGCAGCCAUCUUGCUGAUGCCAGAUGAAAACAGGGAGGUUCUGCAGACGCUGCUCUACUUCCUGCGUGAUGUCACCUCCCUGGUCGAGGAGAACCAGAUGACCCCGAUGAACCUGGCUGUUUGCUUGGGACCAUCGCUCUUCCACCUCAGCAUCCUGAAGAACGACACGCUGUCACCAAGGUCGAUUCAGAGGAAGUACACCACGGGCCGUCCAGAUCAGAAAGAUCUGAACGAGAACCUGGCUGCCACUCAGGGUCUGUCACACAUGAUCAUCGAGUGCCAGCAUCUCUUCCAGAUCCCAGAGGAAAUGGUGACCCAGUCUCGUAACUCGUACAUGGAGGCGGCGCUGAUGGUGCCCCCGCUGGAUGAGCUGUGCAAGAGUCACGAGGAGGAAGUGGUGGACGAAGACGUGGAAGACGAGGACGAGGAGGGUUCCUAUCAUGCGCACUUAGAAAGGGCAAUCCAGAACCUGCUGAAGGAGGCCAAAGAUAAAGGCAAAGGCUGGGUGUCCCGCCCAUCCUCUGACCACACAGAGCUGGCAUUUAAAAAGGUUGAAGAUGGUAACCCUUUAAGGCGGUGGCGGGUUUCGGUCGAGGUGUCGGCGGCUCCCUGCGAGGUGCUGCAGCGGCUGCUGAGAGAGCGCACCCUGUGGCAGGCUGAACUCCAGCAGGAGAAGGUCCUGGAGACGCUGGACAAACAGACGGACGUCUAUUAUCACUCCUGCUGUAACAUGGCACCUCAGCCUAUUUGUGACUACGUGGUACUAAGGUCGUGGCGUGCAGACGUGUGCAAAGGCUCCUGUGUGCUGGUGUGUGAGUCUGUCGAACACGAGGACAGCCCACGCACCGGAGCCGUGAGGGGCGUCGUGUUGGAGUCGCAGUACCUCCUGGAGCCCUGUGGGACGGGGAGGACCAGGCUCACACACAUCUCCAGAGUUGAUCUCAGGGGCAGAUCUCCAGAAUGGUACAACAAGGCCUUUGGUCAGCUGUGUGUCAGUGAAGCUCACAGGAUCCGCUCGUCUUUCCUCCCGUUAGAUCUGAGUCCUGAAGCCAAGAUCUGAGCCCCCAAAUGCCCAGCUUCGUCCCGGGGGCUCCAGAGGCUAAUCAUCCACAUUCACGGUGCUGAGCCAUACUGUACUGACUUAGAGUUUGUUAUUUUUCAUAGCGUCAGGUGUCUUUAAUCUGCAUUGUACUUAUUUAUAUUGUAAAUUAUACAUUUCAAAGCCAGUUUUGAGUCCAGGGUUAGUUUCCAGUUCUGUAAGUGAAACAAGUUGUUCAGAUCCUUUGAAUUCAUGUUUAAAAUCAUGUAUUUUAAGGAGGGUGAGCUUUUAUAGACAGAAAGUACUUUUUAUUAUUUAUUGUUUAGUUUGGUUUUAAACAUCAGCAUUGUAAAAAUAAAAAAGGUUGACGAGAACAGCCAGCAUCAGUAAUUAUGAUUAUAAUUUGUUUUGUUUAUUCUUUGGUCCUCUGUGACUCUAUUUAAAUGUUAACACUAUAUCAACUUUUUUUUUGAAAGUGGCGUAAAAAAACAUGUAUACUCUAAAAAUAUGGAUUUGUGGCAGCACUGUGUUGUGAAAAGUGCACUUGUUUAACGAAAAAGGACUGCAGGAGAAAUCUGAACCACAUCAAGGAGACACUUAAUGGGUCCAUAAMUUAGCUUUAAAUAAUUUUACGUUGGAUUUUCACAUUUCUGUUCCUACGUUCAGUGAUGAUUUAAUCCAAAAGAACGAGUCGCUGUUUGAAAGUGUUUUGUCAUUUUACCUUUGUAUAUGAUGUAUUUUGUUCUGACAUAUUAUAUGAUGUCCAAGACAUGUUACCAUUUCACUGCUUCUGGGAAGCAUGUUUGAAAUUGUGUGUGUGUUUGUGUGUGUGUAAGUGUGUGUGUGUGCGUGUGUGUGUGUGUGUGUGUGUGUGAGUGUGUGUUACAGGCUGUACUGUAAAUAUCAGCGCUCUCUGUGCCAUCGCAGCUCUUCAGGGUCUUCCUAUCAUAUUGAUAAAGUGAAGUGUGAGCUUUCCACACAAUUUCCUUAUAAAGCAAUAGCAGACUUAAAAAAACAACGGGCUCUGCCUUGGCACCAGCUUGGCUUUUAUUUUUAUGUUUGGCCAUGGCGAUGCUAUGAUUAUAAUAUCUCCUUAGUGCCACUAUAAUCCUGCGUGGAUGCCUUUUGUUGGGGGAACAGUGGCGUCGUGUGCAGGUGUGUGCAGUCGCGUGUGUGCGUGAGCAGGUUGGUGAAAGMGUGUGUGACUUUGACGUGAGACCUCGAGGCCUCCAAACCAAACUGAGCAGCUGAGAGCAGGAUGAUCUGUGCGUGUUAUUUCUAAAUGAAAGCAUUGUUUCUGAAAAGGAGAAUAAAAAUAAUCAAAAAAUGA
Austrofundulus limnaeus is the source of this 5496-nucleotide messenger RNA. It is a transcript of the gene stard13a, whose product is annotated as StAR related lipid transfer domain containing 13a. Lineage: Eukaryota; Metazoa; Chordata; Actinopteri; Cyprinodontiformes; Rivulidae. Gene Ontology annotation, molecular function: protein binding; GTPase activator activity; lipid binding. Gene Ontology annotation, biological process: signal transduction; actin cytoskeleton organization; regulation of Rho protein signal transduction. The transcript is spliced from 17 exons. Bases 201 to 4187 code for a protein of 1328 amino acids. The record is from RefSeq and is a predicted model, not a curated record.